Penaeus vannamei (Pacific white shrimp) is the source of this 4096-nucleotide messenger RNA. Lineage: Eukaryota; Metazoa; Arthropoda; Malacostraca; Decapoda; Penaeidae. The record is from RefSeq and is a predicted model, not a curated record.
GCCUAAACCAAAACAGCACAAGUCCCCCAUAGUUCUGCGAGUCUACCCUAAUUAACUUACGAUCGUCUGUUAUUACUCGCUCAGUGAAUGCGAUUUCUCGGGGUUAAGAAGUCAUACAACAAAGGGUUGACGUAACCGAAACACAUCCCCGAUGUUAAGAUAUAUAAUUAACCGACAAUAUGAUCCAGUUAACAACAAUCUUUGCUUUCCACUGGCUAAAGGCAGUGAAUGGCUUCUACAGAGGAUGUCACUUAUGCAGAUGAUGGAAGUCCACCGUGGGUGCGUCAACACUGUGGUAUGGGACAUAUAGAAAAGCAAGAGGAGACCCAUGACUGCAAAUUCACCUGCCAUGUGAGCACCUGCUAUGACAUUGUAACUCUUCCUGAUGAUCCUCACACAUUUCUCACCUGUGGAGAAGAUGGAACUGUGCGAUGGUUUGACUUGCGGGCAAAGGUGCAGUGCACAACAAGAAAUUGUCAGGAGGACAUUCUUCUAAACAUGGGACGUGCAGUAACUGCAGUAGCGGUAAACCCUAUUACACCAUAUCAUUUGGCUGUGGCUACUCAGGAUUCAACCAUCAGAAUUUAUGAUAGACGUGUCCUGGGGACUAGAGCCACAGAUUCCUUUGUGGAGCAGACAGACAGAGCUCUUCUUAUGAGGCUGAAACCAGACAACAUGGAAGGCAAGAACCAUAGAGUUACAUCUUUACGUUAUAGUCAGGAUGGGAGAGAGGUGCUUGCAAGUUACUCCUCAGAUUAUUUAUACCUUUUUGAUACAGAGAACUUUAAAGAGAUUACACUUGAAGGUGCUAAUGAUGUCGAUAUGGAAGCCAAUUCUGGACCCACUUUGAAACGUCUGCGUCUCAGGGGUGAUUGGUCAGACACUGGUCCCCAGGCAUUACCAGAAUGUGAGAUGCGCAACCAAGCUGGAGAUGUUGGCCAAGCAAGACCAACAUUGCAUGCAACGCUUAUGCAGAGGAUGACAGACGUUUUGUCUAGAAUGCUAAAUGAUCCGGGCACUAGAGCCACAGUUCAAAGAACAACUUCAGAGUCUGAGGCACAGAACCCUUCAGAAUCUCCCUCAGAAAAUGUAAGAGAUGGAGAGGAAACUGCAGACGCAGUACAGCAUUCAGUAAGUAACGUGACUGAGCCAUCACCUUUAUCUUCUUUGGAAGUCCCAAGUUCAAGUAUUCAGCCAACCAUGACACAAUCUCCAGGAACGUCAGAGGAUAAUGCUGCUCCAGAGAGUAUGAACAAUCAGUGUAGUGAAAAUGAAGAAGCAGGAGAAAGACUAGAACAAAGUGCCACACAUAGUUUGCCAGAGCCACAGCAAGACCCUCAAGAAGCAGAACAAGCAAGAACCACCCAAGAGACAGAUGAAACACCACUUGAAGAGGAGGAGGAGGAGGAGGAUGCACACAUGAAAGACUCUCAGAGAGCUACGUUAUCAGGUCUCCGACACAGGCUAUCAUCACUGAGACAAGGGUUUGUAGAAAAACAUCAGGUAGAACCAUCAAUCAGCCUCUCAUAUUCUGGCCAAGGAGUCAGCAGUGGUAUGAUUAGCUUUGGUGUUGGAGAUGAAGUCACUCGUAGCAGCACACCCAAUCAGUCAGAACAGGACGUUGGUCCAAGUUUGACAGUACCAAGUACAAGUGGAACCACUUGCUCAGAGGCUCCAAACUCUGAGGAAACCUCUCAGUCCCAGGAAGCAUCAAAACACAAACCUGAAAGAGGUGAACAGCCCUGCUGCUCAUCAACUUCAUCCUCCUUAGCAUCAUCAUCAUCCUCAUUGUAUCAGCCCCAGCAAGUUAGAGCUCAUACAUUAACAACUUCGAGUUCUAGUCCUGCCAUCUGUGAUAUGGAAGUGGGAGCCUCAUCUAGUCAAGAAGGGAGAGAUACUUUGGGUCCUGAGGUUGUGACAGCAGGAUCAUCAAACCGGGGGGCAGUUGCAAGUGAGAUAAACCUGGGACACACUGUAGAUUUUGGAGAAGAUGACAGCGAUGACGAGUCAGCAACUGCCAGAAGCACGAGUGCACGUAUGGCUAGUGCAAUUGAGCGUGCUGUACAACGUGUGAAAGGAGAACGUGCUGCAGGUGUUGUAGGAGAUAGAGAAGUAUUGGUUCCUCAGGCUUCUGUCAAGCAGUGUUAUAAAGGCCAUCGUAAUGCAAGAACUAUGAUUAAAGAAGCUUGUUUUUGGGGAGACUCUCACGUCAUGUCAGGAUCUGACUGCGGGCGUGUUUUUGUGUGGGAGCGAAAGACUGGGAGACUAGUAAUGCUUUGGGAAGCAGACCGACAUGUAGUAAAUUGCCUGCAACCUCAUCCAACUCUACCAGUGCUUGCCACAUCAGGCAUAGAUUAUGAUGUGAAACUCUGGGCUCCAGUUUGUGAAGAAUCUCGCUUUGAUGAAGCAAAGGCUCUAGAGAUAACAAGGCGAAAUGAAGCUUUGUUAGAGGAGACGAGAGACACCAUCACUGUACCUGCAACUUUCAUGAUAAGAAUGCUAGCUUCUCUCAACCAAAUUAGACGUGGCACUUCCUUUGCUGAACGAUGGAGGAACCGACAUCAGAACCGAAGACAAGAAGAAGAAGAUCAGGGAGGCAGUGCUGAAUAAAAAAAAAUUCUCUCUCUAUAUAAUUUCUGCCUUUGUUAUGUGGAUAUGUGAUAUCUUAUGUUUGUCAUCCAAUGACACCUUUAUUAUAUAUAUUUAAUGAAAGAAGUAAGUGAUAUGAGAAUAGAUAGGGCAGAUGAUAUAGUCAAGUUAGAAGUAAGAAUGGAUACUCAGAGUAUGUUCUAAAUGAAUUCUCAGUAGAUAUACAGACUGCAUAAUAUUUAUUAGUAUAAUUGAUAUAUGAGUAAUAUUUCUCUUUUAGCUAUUAUUUAAAAUGAAUAUUUGCAAAAUUUAUAAAGGAAAUGUAUUGAAAAAGAGUACAGGUAAAUGUGUUCAUGUGUUUUUGUGUCUAUGUAAUUUUGUGUGUGUGUGUGUGUGCGCGUGUGUGUGUGUGUGUGUGUGUGUGCAUGUGUGUAUUUGCUUGUUUUUUUGUUUUUUUUUUGUCUUCUAUUACUUUGUUGAGCCGAGCACCUCUUAUGUAUGGAUAUAGUCUUUUGGAGUGAUCAGUGAAGUAUUUGAUAAAAUUAAUCUAAUUAAAACAGAAAGAUUGUUUGUUACAGUAUUUUCAGUCUGUACAUUUAGUUAAUAUAUUUUUGAAUAGUGACAUUUGUAGUAAAUCAUGCAAAGAUAUUUCAUCUCAUUUCCUAGUUAUUGAUUAUCCUAUGGUUUGGAUGCAGUACAUAGCAUGUAACCUUACAUUUUUAUAUUGAAAAUAGAGUUGCACUUAUGUGGUGCAUUCAGAAGGCAAUUGAUACAGUAAGGAUUAGGCAUGUAGGUCUGUAUGUUGCUCAUAUUUGAUACUUAUCCAAUCCAUGUCUAGACGAGAUUAUUUUAACAGCAGUGAAAUAUGAUGUAUUAGGAGAAUAUCCCUUCAGUCUGUUAUUCUUUAACUGAGAAAAUCUCUGCAACAUAGCUACUUCUUAAUAUGCAUAGGGUUUUUCAUAACCACACUUAUUGAUGUUCUAAUAGUGUUAAUUAUAUUUGUACAUGGUUUAGAAUUUUGAAUGUUUCUAUUAGGUUUCCCAUACUGUAUUUUCGCCUAGCUUUUUCAUUUAUCAUUCUUGUUGCUCCGUGAUAGAUUGUUUGUUUAUCUUGAAAGGGAUAUGAACAUACUGUGAUGAUUUUUCUAACUGUGGAAGCUUUUUGGUUUUCCUUCAUUUUGUACCCAUAUCUUUGAUUUCUAAUUGGUUAUCAACCCCAAAUGACUUUUUACAGUUCUCAGUUUUUUGGUGCUUUAUUUGAAAUAGUCCUAAUAUUCCACUCUUGUUUGUCAUUUCUUAGUUGUGUGAGCAAAUGGAGCCUAAUGAGGAUUGUUGUAUGCAUUUUUAACUUUGUAAUGCAAAUAUUUAAGUGAUUUUUUUGGACUGUAGAAGAGAAGACAUCAUCUGUCUCUGCCAAUUCAUAUAUUCGUAAGUAUUUACUUAUUGUCUCGGCCCGACUAUCAUUGGUGCCUUUCUUGCAGCAUAUUUCAGUAAAUCAAGGAAUUUUG